Tetrahymena thermophila SB210 is the source of this 1164-nucleotide messenger RNA. RefSeq lists its product as hypothetical. NCBI's taxonomy places the organism in Eukaryota, Ciliophora, Oligohymenophorea, Hymenostomatida, Tetrahymenidae. The record is from RefSeq and is a predicted model, not a curated record. The transcript has 3 exons.
AAUAAAGAAAAAAAAGAGUAAAUAAUUAGGAAAUUUUUAUUUAAUUAUAAGUUUAUUUUAAAUUAUAAAUCUAAACAGUACUAAACGCUGUUAAAACUCUAGCAAACUAAAAAAGUAGCUAAAUAAAAAAGAAUGGAUUUAAUAUUAAAUGAAUAAUAAGAAGAUAAAGCAAUAUUAGACAUAUAUGAAGAUGUAAAAAAUGUAAUUGAGUGGAGUGAUAAAUAAUUUUUGUAAAGGAUACCAGCUUUCAAGAUUUUUUAAAAUUAAGUUUUAAUUGAUUAUGAAAACGGUGACGAAAUUGAGGACGAAGAAUUUGAUGAUAAGACUCAUAUAAAUGUAUAAAAAUCUUCAAUACUAAGUCCAGAUGUAAAAACAACUAAAACUCACAAAACAAAUAAAACACUACAUACAAACAAAACUAAUAAGACAAAUAGAUCGAAUGUUUCUCAAUAAAAUUAAGAAUCCUUUACAUCAGUUGAUAAGCAAUCUUUUUUUAAUUAGACUGAUAACGAGUAACCUCCAUCGAUUGUCGAAAACAUGAAAAAGUAGUAGAAAAUUUCUAAAGAUUCUAGAUUAUAUAUGGCAUAGAAUAGAAACUCAUUUAAAGAAAGUAGAGACAACCAAAGAAGAAUAUCCGAGGUUUUAGCAGAAGAUUACCAGUAAAGCUAGAAAAGCAUUAUGCAUAGAUCUGUUAAUGAAUCUAUUCCUAUGUCUUCUACUAUUCUUUAAAGCUUUUUUAGAUUAGGAAGUAGUUAAAAAGAUAUCUAAGUUUAUUAGCCUUAAUCUAGUAAAAAUUUAGUUUUUAAUAAGUAAAAUUCUUUAUCCAGUUCUUAAGUCAUGAUGUUAUAAGGAGGAAGAGCUAUUAGAAAAUCUGAUAAUUCAGGAAUAAUUGAUAGUACUCAAUUAAUUUCAAUGAAAAACAAACAUGAAAUAGAAAAAAGGAAUAGUCUAUUAAUUUAGUACAACACAAAUGCUUAUGAAAGUAAAGUUUAUCCUUCUAAUAAAAAGAUAGUAGUAUAAGAAUAGUAAAAUAUAUGUAAUUACUAAAAUAACAUGAAUACUUUCGAGAAUGAAUUUGAUAGCUUUAAAGAAUUUAGGAUAUUCUACCCUGAACAUAACCUUUCUAGAGUUAUUCAUAAUCUUAAUAUAAAAAAGGUUGAUUGA